Molecule: messenger RNA, 2526 nt
Organism: Seriola aureovittata
Lineage: Eukaryota; Metazoa; Chordata; Actinopteri; Carangiformes; Carangidae
Product: extracellular calcium-sensing receptor-like
Exons: 9
Coding region: 16-2526 (836 amino acids)
Biological process (GO): G protein-coupled receptor signaling pathway
Cellular component (GO): membrane
Molecular function (GO): G protein-coupled receptor activity
Source: RefSeq, a predicted model, not a curated record
UUUCAUCUGAAUGGAAUGCACAAACCUGGCGAUGUGGUUCUGGGUGGGCUUUUUGAGGUCCACUACACCUCUGUCUUCCCUGAGUGGACAUUUACCUCAGAGCCACAACAGCCCAGCUGCAAAGGCUUUGACACUCUAGGGUUCAGACAUGCCAUGACCAUGGCCUUUGCUAUUGAUGAGAUCAACAAGAACUCCAACCUGCUACCUAAUCUGACUCUUGGAUACAGUCUUUAUGAUAACUGUGGUGCACUUAUUAUUGGAUUCAGUGGUGCACUAUCAUUGGCCAGUGGUCAAGUAGACCAGUUUCUGCUUCAGGACAAUUGUUUGGGGACCCCCCCAGUUCUGGGGAUUGUGGGUGAUCACUAUUCAACAUUCUCAAUCGCCAUUUCCAAUGUGCUAGGUUUAUACAAAAUACCAACUGUGAGUUAUUUUGCCACAUGUUCCUGCCUGAGUGAUCGGCAAAGGUUUCCAUCUUUCUUUAGAACAAUUCCAAGUGAUGCUUUUCAGGUGUAUGCUAUGAUUCAGAUUCUAAAACACUUUGGCUGGACAUGGGUUGGUCUGCUGGUCAGUGAUGAUGAUUAUGGACUCCAUGUUGCCCAGUCCUUGCAGUCUGACCUGGCUCAGUCUGGUGGAGGUUGUCUGGCCUACCUAGAAGUGUUGCCCUGGGACAGUGACCCAAGUGAACUCAAGAGGAUUGUAUAUUUGAUAAAGACAUCAACAGCACGGGUUGUCAUUGUGUUUGCACACGAGAUACACAUGAUUCAACUAAUGGAAGAGGUGGUGCGGCAGAAUGUGACAGGCCUGCAGUGGAUUGCAAGUGAAGCCUGGACAUCUGCUGCUGUGCUCCAGACCCCCCACCUCAUGCCGUACCUGAGUGGGACACUGGGCAUUGCCAUCCGCCGAGGAGAAAUACCAGGACUCAGGGCAUUUCUGUUACAAAUACGUCCUGACCUACACCACAACAACAGCUAUGGAAAUAGUAUGGUGAGGCAGUUUUGGGAAUACACAUUUCAGUGUAGAUUUGCACCACCUCCAGCAGGUUGGAUAGAAGUUGGAGGAACAUCAUGCACUGGAGAUGAAGAUAUUGGAAAUGUUGAGACUGAGUUUUUGGAUCUUUCUAACCUCAGGCCAGAGUACAAUGUUUAUAAGGCUGUGUAUGCUCUGGCAUAUGCCCUUGAUAACAUACUUCAGUGUGAGCCAGGGAGAGGGCCUUUCAGCGAGCACAGCUGUGCUACACUGAAAACACUGGAGCCAUGGCAGCUUCUACAUUAUUUGCAAAUGGUCAACUUCACCACACCAUUUGGUGAUCAAGUGUCAUUUGAUGAGAAUGGUGAUGCCUCUCCAAUCUAUGAUAUCAUGAACUGGCUGUGGCUCCCUGAUGGAAGAAUUAAAGUUCAGAAUGUGGGUGAGGUUAAGAAAUCAGUCUUCAAAGGUGAAGAACUCACACUUGAUGAAGAUAAAAUCUUCUGGAACUUUGAAUCAAAAGAGCCCCCCCGGUCAGUGUGCAGUGAGAGCUGUCCUCCUGGUACCCGCAUGGCCAGAAAGAAGGGGGAACCUGAGUGUUGUUUUGACUGCAUCCCUUGUUCUGAGGGAAAGAUCAGCAAUAGCACUGACUCCAUGAAGUGCACCAGUUGUCCAGAGGAUUUCUGGUCCAGCCCCCAGCGUGACCACUGUGUUCCUAAGAAAACAGAGUUCCUCUCCUACCAUGAGCCUCUGGGAAUUUGUUUGACAACAACUUCAUUGCUGGGCACAUUUAUCUGUGCUGUUGUUCUGGGCAUCUUCAUCUAUCAUCGCAGCACACCCAUGGUGCGUGCCAACAAUUCAGAACUCAGUUUCCUGCUCUUGGUGUCUCUUAAACUAUGUUUCCUGUGUUCACUGCUGUUUAUCGGUCGUCCCAGACUGUGGACAUGCCAGCUGAGACAUGCAGCAUUUGGGAUCAGUUUUGUGCUUUGUGUCUCAUGCAUCCUCGUGAAAACCAUGGUGGUUCUGGCUGUGUUCAAGGCCUCCAAGCCAGGAGGUGGAGCCAGUCUGAGGUGGUUUGGUGCUGUGCAGCAGAGAGGGACGGUUCUGGUGCUUACAUGCAUUCAAGCAGCAAUCUGUACUGCCUGGCUUGUCUCUGCCUCAACAGCUCCUCAUAAAAACACUGAAUACCACAAUGACAAGAUAGUUUAUGAGUGUGUAGUUGGCUCCACAAUUGGUUUUGCAGUGUUACUUGGGUAUAUUGGCUUCCUGGCUAUCCUCAGCUUCCUGUUAGCUUUUCUGGCAAGGAAUCUUCCAGACAACUUCAAUGAGGCCAAAUUCAUCACUUUCAGCAUGCUGAUCUUCUGUGCUGUGUGGGUGGCCUUUGUCCCUGCUUAUGUCAAUUCUCCAGGAAAGUAUGCAGAUGCAGUGGAAGUAUUUGCCAUCCUGGCCUCCAGUUUUGGCCUCUUGGUGGCGCUGUUUGGACCCAAAUGUUACAUUAUACUCCUGAGACCAGAGAAAAAUACAAAGAAAGCUAUUAUGGGUCGAGAAAAAAGGAAGUCAUAA